UUAUAGAUAAAUGCGCGCAUAUGCGCGACUCGGAACGCACCCAUAGAAUCCGUCUGUAAACGGCGCGAUGAUUCGGCUCGGCUCGGCUCGGCAUCAUGUAUAGUUCAUAUGUGAAUUAACGUAUUGCAUUCGAGUCUCCCGUCACCACCCGCGAUAACACGAUUCCGCGCUUUUACACGGGUAAAGACCACAUUUCAUAUCAGUUGGUUUGUGUUAUUCGAGUACGACGCGUGCUUGCAUAAUCGCUGAACAUGCAGCGUCAAUAUCCUAAAUCGCCGAAUGCACACUACAACGCGCCAACACUUUGCUUGAACGAAAGGAUCUGGUGGUGGUGUACGUGCACCCUCGUGCUCCUUUUCAUGGUCACUGGUGGUCUCGGCGAUUAUCCGGUAACCAACACGAAAUGGGGCUUUAUCCGCGGCAAGUGGAGCUGGACCGUGCGUAAUCAGACGGUUGCGAAUUUUCUCGGGAUACCGUAUGCGCUACCCCCGGUCGGCAAUUUGAGAUUUAAGAGCCCACAACGUUGGAAUCGCGUAUGGAUGACAGAUUAUGACGCUACGUUUGAUAGGGAAAAGUGCGUUCAAUGGGAUCGGUAUAAGUCUGAAAUUGUUGGCAACGAGGAUUGCCUUUAUUUAAAUAUCUUCGUUCCUUACAUUCCAGACACAUCACAGGAGAAACUAUCGGUUAUGGUUAUGGUACAUGGUGGUGGAUAUAAUACCGGCAGCAGCGAUAGCAAACUACUCGCGCCCGAUUAUUUGCUGGAUCAAAAAGUGAUCCUUGUCACGAUGAAUUAUCGACUUAAUGCUUUAGGAUUCUUUAGCACAACGAAUAAAAUUUCACCGGGUAAUUAUGGCCUUAAGGACAUACAAAUGGCUCUCAAAUGGAUACAGGAAAAUAUCCAUAGUUUCAAAGGAAAUCCCAGAUCGGUAACCCUUAUGGGACAUAGUGCAGGCGCUGGGGCGACUCAUUUACUCGCCCUCUCAAACAAAACGGAAGGACUCUUCCACAGAUAUAUUUUGCACAGCGGAUCCGCUUUAGGUUCGUGGACUUAUCAUCCUACGAGAACAUAUAGACAAUAUUGUUUGGAAUUAGCAAGGCGAGUCGGCUGCCUACCAAAAAUAGAUGACGAUAUAAUUAUGUCAAACGAAACGACCAACGAAACUUCUGUAGAGAAUUAUAUCGCGGAUAAUGAUGAAGAUAUGAUGAAAUGUAUGACAAGAAUUAAUGCGAGGGAAAUAAUUAGAAUGGCGAAUUCAUUUCGUAUUUGGAAAGACAAUCCAAUGUGUGUCUUUGGUCCCACAUUGGAGGAUGAUUCAGAAGACGCUGUUGUAACGAUGCCACCAUUGCAAAUAAUGAAGGCUGGUUUAUUCCGCGAUAUACCAGCAAUAAUACAAGUCGUGCAAGACGAGGGUUUGCUGAAAUCACUCGUUUUCUUUACAGAUCUGAAUGCCGAGAACGACUUUCUAAAAAACUUCGAAGAAUACUUGCCCCCCUUAUUGGAAUAUGAACCAACGAUUUUCAAUAUGAGUGUUUUAGCCGGCUCGAUAAAGGAUUUUUACUUUAAGGGAAACAUAAUGUUGAAUUUUAAGAGCAACAUCACAGAUUUAGUGAGCGAUGCUGUUCUGAUAUGGCCAAUAUAUCAAGCUUUGCAAUAUCAAUUGAAAAAAGGAAACUCCAGUAUUUACCUAUCUUUUUUCGCGUAUGAAGGCACGUUUUCAUAUACCUUCAGUUCGGGCAUCCCGAUUCAUUAUGGAAUUUCUCACGGCGACGAUUUGAACUAUUUAUUUCCCAUACUGAACAAUAAGCAUCAGGAUCAAUUGCUACAUAAUACGGAGAAUGAUAUUGCUAUGAUUAAUAUCAUGACGGAAAUGUGGACAAAUUUUGCGAAAGAAGGAGUACCGAGAGCAUGGCAGAUCCCCGCGUGGCCCGAUUACCGUGAUCAUCAUGAGUUCAUGAGGUUCGGAAUUGACAUAUCGCCGGAUAUUGUGGUGCAAACCGAUUUCCUGUCCAACAGAAUGGAGUUCUGGGAGAAGUUGUCGGCCAACAUGUCGGCGGAAUCGAUAGAACACGAUUCUUUUCCUCUUAAUCCUCCUCCUAAUACUCCUCCAGAUGCGAUUGCGAGUGCAAACGUUGUCGGGUUAACAACUCAUUUUCUAUCGUUAAUAAUUAUUUUCUGUUUCGUGUAUAAAUAGAAAUAUAUCUACGCUCGAAUUACGCAGUAAAAGGUGAUAGAUUACGUAAACUUGCUAUUGAGCAAUCGUCUAAGUACACAAAUCCCAGCACGUGUUGUGUCAGAUAUAUGUAAAUAUUGUCGUAUGUAAUCUUAUUUAAACGAUUUUUACUUCUUUGCCCAAUUCAGAUAAAAAUCCCAGAUUAAAUUAUGCGAGAAAAAUACUUGUGACACGAAUCGCGUGCAAAUGUAGCUUUUUCAUGUAACUUGUAGGAAUCUUUAUCAGAGAUCCUUUCUUUCUCCUAAUUAAUAAAGUAUCAUGUUAUUAAAAAGUUAAGAAUGAUAUCAUAAGUCAAAUAUGCAUAAUAAGUACUAUAUAUCAGAUGUAGAAUACACACGAGUUCGUUCCCUUCUUGCGGUUCAACAUAUGUUUGCAGUUCGAUGCACUUUCCGCAGAGACUAGUUUACUUGCACCAGUAAAAGUAACGAUGAUAGUAAAUACGAAGCGCAACGCUGCUUCGUUUAGUAUCUGAUGCUUCUCUCUCACGGCGUGAAAGUGCGAUACACUUGCUAAUAGCAUCGAUAAAGUUGUCAAAGCUAGGAGAUUCCGAAUUUAACUGCGUAAAUAAAUACUUCUGUAUCGCGAAUAAGUAAGCUGAUUUUUAUUGAUUUGCAUCAUAAAAUUUUCGAAACGUUCUAUAUUCCAUUUUUACUCCACGUUCAAUAGUUUGCAAAUGUUACAUUACAAAUUCAAUGUGCUGUAUGCUCAAGUAUUAAUGAACGUACAUGUCAUUUUCUCACGAAAACUUUAUUUUUAGUAGAUUUUUAUCAUAUACAACAAGCGAGCGUGGAAUCAUGAUUCUAUCAGGGCGCGCCGAGGCAGCACGACCACCCCUGAGAGCCAUUCACGUUUCUGGCUGCAAUUACAGCCGAAAUUAACGUCAUCAAAAAUCCCCGACGGGAUCGGUGCCGCAGCCGUCGGCACCGCAUUAAAGGCAGCCUAAUAAACGAAAGGCAUAAUGAAAUUCGCCAGAAAUUAAGUUCGCCACACGACGAGUUAACGCGUAUAUAAAAUAUGCAGCCCCCAGCUUUCCCGAGAAACCUGCGGUGCGCGAGUGCGCUCAGGGAAAUUAAUCAUCCGCCCUAGGCAACCGGUGUUUGUCUUCUUUCCGUUUCCAUCCGUUUCCGGACGCGUAUCGCGCCGAGCGGAAGAGCUGCGAGCGAGCGAGCGAGGGAUCUCGCGGGCGUCCUCCCGCGUGCAAUGAUUAUGCAACGACGACGAAACGAAGACAAACACCGCGCAUCGUCGCCCACGAAGUACCAUCACGACCAAGAGACCAUAUCGCCUUGUCUCUCCUAAGGAUGAAAAGUGCUAACAGCCAUGUAAACCCGCGAGAUCUGAGACUCCGCCGCGGAUUACCGUACAGCUUUCCACCGUUCGCGAAUCACACUGUGACGGAGUGAACUUAAGUACAACUGUCGGCGACCAGAUGCAUUCCGCUCCAGCUUAUUUACGGUUCUCCAUAGUCGCUAAAAUGUACGAUUGAUGUUGUGUAAAACGUUACUUAUCUCUUCGUUAGUACUAAUCCGCGAUUUUUUGCGAGAAUUAUCGGAAAGUGAAGAAACGCGAGCACGAGAUUGAACGAAGAAUAUUCGAUACAUAUUUUAAAGACAAAAAAUUGAGAAUAUGUGUGUGUUAUUAAAUUCUAGCUGGAUACGCCAUUGAAAUAUCGCAUUCAACGAUAUUUUAUUAUUAUUAAAAGAGCACCGAUACACCUCUUUCUCUUGAACCAGCCGCCUUAUUCAAAUGCUACAUAUUUUCAUCAUUGUUUGCGCAAAUAUUUACUAGCUCCAACUCUUGCAUAUCCGAUACUUCAGAAAUGCAAACUUGGACCAUCGACCGUCAAUAGCGGGGAUCAGAAAACUAAUUAAGAAUGCGCUUUUAUGCAUGUAUAAGUUGUUUAAUUCGUGUAAACGAUGCAAAAAUUAUGCAGUGUAAAAAUAUAUCCAGUAAAAUUAGAAGACUCGAAAACCAGGUAACAUGUUAAUAGUUUAACGUUUCGUUUACAUUUGUCAAUUAAGAGCAUUUUUAUCCUAUCAUCUAUUGUUUCAGUGCUCGACUUUAAUCGUUUCAUUUGUAAGACAUUUAAUUGAACGCUCAAAAUGCAAAACUAGUUAAUAGUUGGACCAAACGGGAAGCCGGAACUAAACACGACCAAACUUCUAUCGUUUUAAAGUAUACAUGACCGCGCCAAUUGAAAUGACGUCCGCAAAGAUAAUAUUGUUGCACCUGACGACAGAAAGCAGCGGAAACUAAAAGCUAUCACAGUCACAUGUAUGCAAAAACGUAGAGAGAGACAGAGAGAGAGAGAGAGAAACUUUUUGUCGACAGAAUGAUGAUUUAAAAAAAUAGAUUUAAAGUCACGAAUAAAAUAGAAAAAGUUUUUGCAUAAAGCUGAAUACUUUCAUAACUUUGCAAAGAGAUUCUUCCUUCGUCUUCCUUAAUUUGUUCAUUUUUGACAAAUAAAAGUAACAGGAUAACUUGCGAUCUAUAUGAAAUGGCUCGGACGGUUGACGCGAUCGAAGCUCCGUGCCCGAAAUAGGAUUUGUCGAGUUUAAUACGACGAGAUAGUGUUCUUUAUAAGUUCGAAACAGUCGAUGCUUAAUCCAUUUUCCCUAUUGCUAAUGAAUAGAAUUCUGCCGGCGGCGCUCGCGACUGCGAAGUCGCGGUGUUUCGUGGCUUCGGAAUUAGAUUCGCGAGAUGCCUCACGUUAAUGCGAUAUUCAAAAUUCGCGGAUCCAUCGCGCGAAAUGAGAAUCCCGCGCAAAUAUCGCGUUUAACCGAAACACGAAGUCACGCUCGACAAUGCACCGACACAUCGACCGGCAGAAAUAUACCAUAAUAUAUGUAUCAUAUUUUCUCUCGCCUUUCUCCGUUUUUGCCUAAAUAUGAAAUACCUUAUAAAGUAGAAUAAUGUUCUCUUUCGCGACCUUGUUCACGUAUCGGGACUUUAGAUUCUUUCUGGACUAAUCUGUUUUGUCCAUGUGCCAUUAUACGCAUGCGAAACGAAACGAAAUUGCUGUUAUCUCAAACUCGAAUUAUCUCUGCGAACGCACUCUUCCGUGCGUUGCAGCGUCGAGCUUUAAUUGUAAUUUCAGCCUUUGUCGCGGUCUACAGCGACAAUACUUGGGAAACCCGCGCGGCUGCAAGCGUAUUUCCAGUCUGUUUUUGCGCUCCCAGUCACGUGCGUACGAAAAACGCGCUUUGACGUGAAAAAUGUACUACCGUUUGAGCUAAAGGACGUUGUGAGAGUGAAUACAGAAAGAUCCCAGAAACACGAUGGAAAAAAAGGACGGACAUGCGGAAGGAUGAGCGGACAGUGGAACGUGUGUUUUUCGAGGUCGCCAAAAGAAUCGUGAAAAUGAUUGCAUGCAUAAAUGGAGACGUGGAAGCAAAACGACGGGUGCAAAGUCGGACUUGUGCAUAUGGAAGAUCAUUUACGUUAAUGACAAUGUUUACAGUCACAUUUCUUUUUCGUUAAGAGCGAACCAUGUAAAUUCGCCUUGAAACGAAUGAUAGGAGAGGAAAAGGGAACUACAGAGAAACACCGUUGAUUGGCAAUUUGCAUAGGCAAAUAAGCCUCGAAGAGACCAACCAACCGCCGCUACUAUUUGCGCGACAGGCGAGUGAUUGUUUUCGGAGCGGUCCCGAGCUGAAAGUGUACACGGUACGUGAGAGGAAAUGCGCGGACACCUUCGAAUUCAUUGGAGUUCGAACCGACCGGUCAGGGUGUCAAUUUCCUGUAGAAAUCGAAUGCUCACUACUACAAAACUAUGCAAAUUUGAAAUUCUUUCCAGGUCGACUCGAAGAAUGGCGACGAUAAAAAUGUUCUAGAUUCCGCGGCUCGAAUACGCUGGAAUUCGCCUUUUCACAAGAUGCAAAUUGCACAGCAUCGGAACUGCGAUACUAGCGUGUCGCAUGACAGCAUCAACUAGUCGAUGUCAUGCUAGCACAAUACGUUAAUGCGACAUAUUGUUCGCCGCUGCAAAAAUUGCCCCUCGUUACUCGCUCGACAAUGGGAAGCCCGCACGCUCUACCAUCCUUCAUGAUAUCGUCGACCCUAUAGUGAUAGCUGGCAUAUGGAGCUAUCAAUAGGAAAAAAUCAGAAGGAAACCAGAACCUUGACGAUUGUGCUCCAACUGAGAUCACAGAUAGCUCUUUUCAAGGAAAGCAAAUUCGAUAAUAAAUAAAUAUUUAAUC
Molecule: messenger RNA, 6430 nt
Organism: Ooceraea biroi (clonal raider ant)
Lineage: Eukaryota; Metazoa; Arthropoda; Insecta; Hymenoptera; Formicidae
Product: esterase FE4
Source: RefSeq, a predicted model, not a curated record